CUGCUGCUGCUUCUGCUCCUCUCUCUCAUCCUCUCUCUCCCUCUUGAAGAGAGAGAAGGAAAGAAGGAAAAAGAACCCAUCUUUCCUGCUCUUGGGUCUCCAUGGCGAGUUGGGUCUUUCCAGAAUGCGGUUUGAAGCCCCUCCCUUCAAUUCCGAGAAUGAGUACGAGAAUAAGAUGCCUUUCCUAUCCCAAUAGCUCUAAUUUCCGAAGAUCUGAUUUGGGUUUCAUCCCUUCUUUCAUCUACCCAAAUGGCGUUUCUUCAAAAAGAGUUCUUCGAUUGAAUGUGGCCGCUCCUUUGCGGGUCACUAAUGCUGGUGAUGAAGAGAGUGAAUUCGAUCCAGCUGCGCCUCCUCCGUUCAAUCUGGCCGAUAUCCGUGCUGCAAUUCCAAAGCAUUGCUGGGUCAAGGACCCUUGGCGGUCGAUGAGUUAUGUCGCCCGUGACGUCGUUGCUGUUGUUGGGCUGGCUGCAGCUGCAGCCUAUCUCAACAGUUGGAUUGUGUGGCCACUCUACUGGGCUGCACAAGGCACAAUGUUCUGGGCUCUCUUUGUACUUGGCCAUGACUGCGGGCAUGGAAGCUUCUCAAACAACCCGAAGCUGAAUAGUGUUGCCGGGCAUCUCCUACAUUCCUCUAUUCUUGUACCGUACCAUGGCUGGAGAAUUAGUCACAGGACUCACCAUCAGAACCACGGACAUGUCGAGAAUGAUGAAUCAUGGCACCCAUUGUCCGAGAAGGUUUUCAGGAGUUUGGAUGCUGUUUCUCGUAAGCUUCGGUUUACUGUUCCUUUUCCCAUGUUUGCAUUUCCUUUCUAUCUGUGGGUGAGAAGUCCCGGAAAGAAAGGUUCUCACUUCGACCCAAACAGUGACCUGUUCGUACCCAAUGAAAAGAAAGAUAUUAUCACCUCUACAUUGUGCUGGAUGGGGAUGGUGGCAUUGCUUGUGGGAUUGUCAUGCGUGAUGGGUCCUUUUCAGAUGCUUAAACUCUAUGGUGUGCCUUAUUGGAUUUUUGUUAUGUGGUUGGAUCUUGUAACGUAUUUGCAUCACCAUGGGCACGAGCAGAAACUACCUUGGUACCGUGGGAAGGAGUGGAGUUAUCUAAGAGGAGGGCUGACAACACUCGACCGUGACUACGGAUGGAUAAACAACGUCCAUCAUGAUAUUGGGACUCAUGUGAUACAUCACCUCUUCCCACAAAUACCACACUACCACUUAAUUGAAGCAACGGAGGCAGCAAAGCCCGUGCUCGGAAAGUACUAUAGAGAGCCGAAGAAAUCAGGCCCUCUACCAUUUUAUUUAAUUGGAAGUCUACUGAGAAGCAUGAAACAAGACCACUAUGUUAGCAAUACCGGAGAUGUUGUGUACUACCAGACCGACCCUCAAUUGUAUGGCGUCUCACAAAACAAGUAAGAGAACAGCUGCAAGGGCUAGUUGAAACGUGGGUCUGCUGCUGCACCUUCAAACCUAACUUGUUCAAGCUAGGAAUGCUACUUGGUUCUUCACAUUCUUUCUUGAUUUGAAAUUUCAGAAAAGAUAUGGGCUUAAAAAGACAAUUUGGGAGCCUCCCUCUUCUUCACGUAGGCAUCCACAUAAGCCGGUGUCAUCCACAUAAGCCGGUGUCUUCGAUAUAAGCUGAUCUUUUAGUAGACUAAGUAAUGUAUUUGUUAUUCCAGAAGAAAGGUUGUCUUCAGCAGCGAAUAGUAUGAUUGUUGGGUUGAUGAACUAGUGCAAGAAAAAAAAAAUUUAUUAUUUUU
This is a messenger RNA of Magnolia sinica, 1750 nucleotides long. RefSeq names its product omega-3 fatty acid desaturase, chloroplastic-like. Gene Ontology annotation, biological process: lipid metabolic process. Bases 102 to 1406 code for a protein of 434 amino acids. Lineage: Eukaryota; Viridiplantae; Streptophyta; Magnoliopsida; Magnoliales; Magnoliaceae. The record is from RefSeq and is a predicted model, not a curated record. The transcript has 8 exons. Gene Ontology annotation, molecular function: oxidoreductase activity, acting on paired donors, with oxidation of a pair of donors resulting in the reduction of molecular oxygen to two molecules of water.